Psylliodes chrysocephalus is the source of this 1400-nucleotide messenger RNA. The record is from the annotation of a GenBank genome assembly. Lineage: Eukaryota; Metazoa; Arthropoda; Insecta; Coleoptera; Chrysomelidae.
UAUAUAAUUUCAUUUAUAUAUAAAUAUAAGUGUAAGUUAAGUUCAUUGUAUACUUUAACAAGAACUAAAGACUGCUAUAACACGUUUCAGUUAAACAAGUGAGCAAAUAUGUUAAUAAAUACAUUUUUAUUGGUUUUGGGAAUCACUAUCGGUUGCCAUUGCCAAGAACAGACGCCGUUGCAGAAGGUUGUGAAGUCAGGUGACAAAUUCAAUGGCAAUCUGUACAAGGAACUCAUUAAUGCUCAGAAGGGUAAUUUGGUUUACAGCGGACUAUCAGCCAAUCUAGUUUUAUCUCUAUUAACCAGUGGUGCUAAAGGAGAUACAAAAAAUGAACUACUUCUGGGAUUAAACUUAGUCCAAAAUGACGAAGAACGCAACAACGGUUACAAACAACUAUCUUCUAGCUUAAAUGUUAACUCCAAAGACUUAAAAGUACUCUCAGCCAAUAAGAUAUAUCCCGCUAAAGGUUUUCCUAUAGAAGAAUCAUUCAAGAAUACUGCUGUCAACGAUUACCAAUCUGAAGUUGAAAAUCUAGACUACCAAAAUAAAGAACAAGCUGCAGGUACCAUCAAUAAAUGGGUAGAACAAAAAACGAAUAAUAAAAUACAAAAUUUGAUAAACCCAGAUAAACUUAAACCCGAAACUAAAUUGGUUUUGGCAAAUACGUUGUAUUUUAGUGGGAAAUGGGCGCGACCAUUUGAUUUCACCAGGAAGGGAAUGUUCCACGUAACAGAAUCGCAAUCAAAAGAGGUUAACUUUUUACAAGGUACAUUCGAAGCCAAGUACAGACAUUGUGGCUUUUACCAAGCUAAAUUCCUCGAAUUAGACUUCCAAGGUGGGAAUAUUAGUAUGACAUUCGUUUUACCUGACAACAGAAAUGGUCUACAGAAAAUGGAAGAUGAUUUUGAAGGUGUAUCAGAAGUUCAUGCUAUGAAAAGUGGCAAUGUCGAAAUAUCAGUGCCGAAAUUCAAACAAGAAACUGAAAUUGAUUUCGUUCCAGUGUUCAAAAAGAUGGGUAUUCAAAAAAUAUUUACCAAUGGAGCUGAUUUAUCAGGCGUAUCUUCGAAACAAAACCUUAAAGUCGAUGCUAUCCCUCAAAAAACUUUUAUUGACGUUACGGAGACAGGAGUAGAGGCUGCAGCAGCAACUGGUGUUCAUGGUGUUCCAACAUCUCUAAUCAAACCUGACUUUAUCUUUAACGCUGAAUCUCCAUUCUUAUAUUACAUUAGAGAGAGAAAUUCAGGUGCAGUUCUAUUUGCUGGAAGAUACGUAAACUAAAUUCGUUAAGGACCAAGAAGAAACUGAUGUAUUUAAUAAUAUUGACUACAAUCUGCAAUGUUUUAAUUUUAUGUGUUGAAUAAAAAUGAUUGCAAAUAUGUUUUUUUUUAUUUCUAGUGCAA